AUGGCAGGGGUUGGUGUAGGUGCGGGAGGGCAUCCUGCAAUACAGGCAUGUAAGGAUGCCCAGAGAGGAACGGUCAAUAUUUCGGUCCACAUGCGGCCACUUCUAUGUGUUCUCCGCAUCGGGCUCUCGGCAUUGUACCUUGGGCCCACGAUGGCGACGACAGAUGAUGUGAUUCACUUUUUGGCGGAGUCAGCACCCCAAGCGACCAACCGACUUAUUGAGGCGGGCCUAGCAGCAA
Molecule: messenger RNA, 238 nt
Organism: Closterium sp. Naga37s-1
Lineage: Eukaryota; Viridiplantae; Streptophyta; Zygnematophyceae; Desmidiales; Closteriaceae
Source: the annotation of a GenBank genome assembly